Molecule: messenger RNA, 2317 nt
Organism: Drosophila ananassae
Lineage: Eukaryota; Metazoa; Arthropoda; Insecta; Diptera; Drosophilidae
Exons: 4
Coding region: 254-2125 (623 amino acids)
Source: RefSeq, a predicted model, not a curated record
GGCAAGAAGCAGUUCCAGCCGAGAACCGUUAUCAGUUCAGAUGCAAUAACAAGUGAGGCUCCAAUGCGCCCACUACGCAUCUUUCCCUCCACUUCCAGUUCAGAGAAGAUCGCAGCAGUUGCAUUCCGGGUCCGUCCUCUCUCCGUGUGAUUGUGCCAUUAUUUGUCUGUGUGCUGUGGUUAUGCACUUCAUCGAUCUAAUCCCAAGUCUGGUGUAAAUAAAAAUCCCGGAAAUAAAAUUUCCGUAAACUAAAAUGACGGGAACCACCGCUGUACUUUUCACCAUCACGAUUCCCACUAAAGCCGAGGAGCAACGCCAGAAAGAUGGAUAUGUUCAGGUCAUCAAUGGAGAGGUGGCUACUCCAGCCUCAACCCGUCCCGCCAGCAGAGCUUCCACGAUCGAGAGCCUCUCUACCAUCCGAAUUGGUGAAUCGCCGGAGGAGACGCCUCAGAAAUUGGCGAAAGUCCGAUACCCUCCACCCACCAUCCAAAUUCAGACUCCUGAUGGCGGCUCCAGGGAUCAGCUCCUCAACAUGCCACUGGACACCGCUCAGGAGGAAGUGCUGCGAAAGAUCCUGCGAAAGUUCCACAUUCCCAAUGCCAUAUGGUUGCCCAGUUUAGAGGGCACGUCCUUCCACGUCAGUUUUUCCAUGGAGUUUGACGAACGUUACGAGAGUCUCUAUGACGCGCUCCAGGAAUGGGGCAUUGGCGAUCGCGAAGGGUCGUCAGUUUCCGUGGUCAGCUGCUUGGCCAACAGGUCCUACGUCCAGAGAGAGUUCCAGGAGGAGCAGGAGGAUCAGCCAUCAAGUAGCGAGAAUAUCACUGCCCAGAAGCAGGGAAUCUGGAAUAGGUUUAUGAACUCGGUGCGAUCCCGCUUGAAUGUGGCCCAGAUUGUCAGAGAUGUGAGGCAGGAUGCGGCUAUAACCUUUGACUUUUGUAUACUCCUGGUAUCGGCAGCUUAUCUUUAUCUUCUUAGAAUCCUGGCCAGCUUUGGUUUAGUGGAAAACAGUACCAUCUUCUUGGCCUCCAGCAUGCUGAUCUCACCUCUAAUGGGCCCAAUUAUAGCAGCCAUUUUCGGAACAGUGAUCCAGGAUCGAUCGCUUCGUAGACUAGGCAUGCUUAACGAACUUAUAGGCAUCCUGACAGCCACCCUGGUUGGCUUCCUCUUCGGCCUGGUUGUGUGCACAACGAAUCAGAAAUACGCCAUCGGAGAAGGACUCACGGAAGAAAUGCUAUCCCGCUGCGAUCUUCACUCGCUGGUUGUGGGAGUUUUUACGGCGAUUCCCUCAGGAGCAGCAGCUGCCAUCGGCAUCCUGGGCGGCAACAUAGGGUCAUUGGUGGGAGUGGCAAUAUCCGCAUCCUUGCUGCCGCCGGCGGUUAACUCAGGACUGCUUUGGGCCGUGGCCUGCAUCUACAAGUUCUUCGAGAGCGAUGAUACCUUAUACAGAGACGUGGUCAAGACACGUAAGUACUCGGAUAACCAGGCGACGGAACUGGCAGUGCUGGGGACCAUCAGCAUGUGUCUGACCAUCUCCAACGUCCUGUGCGUAUACCUUAUGGGCAUCCUCGUGCUCAAGAUCAAGGAAAUAGCUCCAGUGAUUGGGCGAAAGAACAGGCAAUUCUGGAAGCAUGACAUCAAGCUGGCAAGACACGGAAAUGUCGCGACGGAGGCCGAGAUAAUAGACGAAUUGAUGGCCAAUUUGGCCACCGAAGACCAAAAGGCUUUGGGCACCAUCAACCGGCAGUUCUUACGACACCUGGACGAAACAGGCUAUCAGCACACCUGGUCGCCAUUGAGCAAUCGUCACAGCUACUCGGUGCAGCCGCCUGGAGCAGCUUUCUCAACCAUCCACCGCCUGGAGGAGCUAUACACGAUGCUUGGAAAUGGCCAGCUGCCGGAAGAGCGACGUCAUCGUCGCAGUGUGGUCAGCCGGCCAUCACAAAGAAGCCAUGAUGUUGCUAUCCAACUAAGUCCUCCUCAACCCCGCCCCCGCUUUGCCAGCAUGCCCUCGAAAGUGGGCAAGGAUCAGUCGAUCCAGGAACAUGUCAUACAAGGCCCCAGCAACAAGCGGUUCACGGUCACGCCAGCGCAGGACGAUGAGCAGCUGCCUCGAGAAACCCAUUAAAGCCGAGCCGAGUUUCAUUUUCACAGAUUUUCCAAGACAAAAUAUUUUGUAUACUCUUGAAAAGGGUAUCUUUGUGCCAAAUAGAUCUUAACUAAUCUGUGAAAGCGAAACCUCCCAAUCGGCCAGCAUAACUUAAUUAUUUGUCUAUGUGUAAUGUGUAUUUUGUGCAACAAUAUAACAAUUAGAAGUCCA